Molecule: messenger RNA, 1838 nt
Organism: Drosophila suzukii
Lineage: Eukaryota; Metazoa; Arthropoda; Insecta; Diptera; Drosophilidae
Source: RefSeq, a predicted model, not a curated record
UAUAAGCACACCUUGACUUCUCUUUCACAUUUUAUUCAGUGAAUCCUUAAAAUUGGUCAUUUUUAGUAGCUAUUGUGGAAAAUGUUGAAGCUAAAUUUGCUGGUAUUUUUGGGGCUUUGUUGGUUCUUCAAUACGUUGCCCGUGGAGAAAAGCGUGGCUUUUGCUUUUCCGGACAAUAAACGAAACAGGACUUUGGUGAAUCCCUCCGUUGAGUUGGACAAAAAAUUGGGAGUAGAUUCGGCUGGCGUCUUUGGUCUCUUUGGAAAACCAAUGCCAAUGGUAGCAGCGAAGCUUCCCGAUAAAAUAGAUACAACCAAGGCAGUUUUUACUCGACCUCACGGUAAAUGGAACAGAAUGACGACAUCGUUGGUAGAUUCGCACAUUCAGGAAAGUGAUCUCUAUAAUUUGGCAAAAAAAUUGGCAGUGAAAUCGAAACCAAAGUCGGGUUUGGGCCUUCGGCUUUUCGGUAACCACCGGUCCAUUUUAACGUCGAGGGUUAUGGAUGCCGUAAAUACAACCCAAAAGGAAUUUCCCCGCCCACCUGCCAACAGGAAGUUUCCUAACUUUUGGAAAAAGACUCAAGAAAAAGAAGUGACUAAAGCUGAGGAAAGUUUAAGGAAGGAGGAGAGCCAAGGGAAAAUUGCAGAAGGCGCAGCGGAUCAACGUAAAAGAAAACGACCUGCUUUCCGAGGAAAAGGGAUCCGCAAAAAAGCAGGGGACAACCAAUUCGAGGGCUAUGAAGUCAAGGAACUAACUCUCCAAGUGCCCAACAUGCAAACCGAUCGGCACGGAAACUGGGUCUACAAUCAGUGGGGCGUGACGUACGGCAAUCAGUUUAUGGACACCCGAUUCACCAAGGGUAAGGGCGACAGGCACCAGGCGGUUCGCUACCGCGUCGACCAGGAGCCCCUCCAUAAGUACGAUCCCAAUACCGGCCAACUAAGCACCGUGUGCCUUGGCAGAUCCACCAUCUACAACUAUCCGAAAGUCUUCUGGUGGCUCAACCGGAUGAUCCACAACGUCUCCUUCGAACACCGUACCAUCUGGAUGGAGCUGCGCCGCGAGCUGUAUGUCUACGGCAGGUCAGAGGAGUGCCACACGACCAACUUUACGGAUUUCCGCGAAUUCCAGGAGUGCACCCUAAGGCGGCACCAGCGGAUGGAGUACAUGAUACCGCAGUAUCCGCUCCAGCAGAUCGGCUACAGAAAGUACUACCACAAGAAACAGGCGGCGGGUGGUGAGGCGGAAUCUGAAGAGGAGGAUGAGUUCGAGGACGACUUUUAAGUGUCACUAUGUUUUACUUAAUGACAAAUAUAAUACAUUAUGAUUUAGAUCUACUAUUCUCUUUCGAACUGUCAAAGUUUCGGCAAGGUCAACAAAAUUUAUCUUCAAAAUUUAGGACCGAUGGAAUUAAAUGGAGGAUGUGUGGUCUUAAGCUGCCUGUUAAUUUGAUCAGGUUCUGGGCGUAGUUGUUGCUCAAGCGAUUCCUUUGCCCGCUCAGUACCAAAUAUCCUUGGAUGCCCAGUCAGAUUUGAUGGUGAACAGGUAUGGUGAAUCGGGUGAGCAGCUGAGUAUGGUCAGGCAGCCCAAAGAAGACGAUGACGAAGACGAAGACGAAGAAGGAUUCGAUGAUAAUAUAACGGCGGGAGCGGUUUUGGAGGGUUUUGACGAAGGCAGUGGAGAAGACUGCGAUGAACUGCCCUAUGGACCGACAACUCCGGGCGGACAAGACCAAUUGAAUACCAGCUUGGUUUCCUUCGUCCCAAUGUGCCUGCUUAUAAUCCAGAUUCUAUCAUUACGGAUCCAGGCAAAAUAAUAUUUUGGAAAUAGACCCACUA